Phlebotomus papatasi is the source of this 1167-nucleotide messenger RNA. Its product is annotated as vesicular glutamate transporter 1-like. Gene Ontology annotation, biological process: transmembrane transport; monoatomic anion transport. Gene Ontology annotation, molecular function: transmembrane transporter activity. Bases 1 to 1167 code for a protein of 388 amino acids. The record is from RefSeq and is a predicted model, not a curated record. Gene Ontology annotation, cellular component: plasma membrane. Lineage: Eukaryota; Metazoa; Arthropoda; Insecta; Diptera; Psychodidae. The transcript has 4 exons.
AUGGAUAGAGACCGUCUUAAGAAUACUUCUGAAAGAUUUGAGUUGUCAGUUCAGGACGAAAUACCACAGAAUAGGAAUGCAGCUUACACAGAAACAUCGUCAAACAAAUAUCAACUGAGCUGGAAGGUAUGGAAAUUUCGUCGAAGUAUUGUGACAUUUAUGGGUUUUCUGGGCUUCUUUACGAUCUACGCCGUAAGAGUAAGUCUCAGCGUUGCAAUCGUUGCGAUGACUCAAAAAAUUAACGUGACCUCUGAGAAUAGUACCAUUGUGGAAGAACAAGAGUUCAAUUGGGACUCUACAGAACAGGGAUUACUACUCAGUUCCUUCGCCUAUGGUUACAUCUGGACUCAGCUUCUUGGUGGAAUUUUAGCUGCUAAAUAUGGAGGUCAUAUUAGAGAUCCAGGAAGUGAUCCACGAAUUUCACUAGAAGAACGUAACUAUAUUGAAUCCAACUUAGAACGACGGAAUCCCAACAACGUUCGACGUCCUUGGAAGGCCAUCUUCACUUCAUCGGCAGUCUAUGCUCACAUGACUGCAAACUUCUGUGAUUCUUGGACCAAUUAUACUUUUACCUCACAAAUUCCGACUUUCUUGAGCGAUGUGUUGAAGUACAAUUUAGGUACGACAGGAAUGUUGGCAGCAGCUCCCUAUUUAGUUUACAUCAUAGUUGCAGUAGUUGUUAGUACUCUGAGUGAUUACAUAAGAUCGAAAAAAGUUCUAUCAACUCAAAAAGUAAGGAAGAUAAUGAUUGGUUCAGGUUUUAUCAUAAGUGGAAGCUUCCUGGUUCUUAUGUCCAACUUGGUAAACAUUGUUGCUGUCUUUAUCUGCUUGAUAAUUGCAAUUAGUGCAACGGCUUUAACCAGGACAUAUUUCUCGAAUCCCUUGGACAUUGCUCCUAACCAUGCUUCCCUCGUGAUGGGCAUAUCCAACACUGUGGGCGUUAUUUCGGGAAUUCUGGCUCCUAUGACUGCAGGAUUAAUUGCCCAGAAUGGAACGCAAGAUGAAUGGAGAGUUAUCUUCUAUAUUUCAGUUGGAUUUUGUGUCAUCGGAUGCAUGGUGUUUGCAAUUUUUGGGAAAGGAAGUAUCCAGAAGUGGGCAGAAAGCGACACAUUAUCACUUCCAAAAUGUUCAGAAACAAUUAAAGCUACUAAAGUUACAGAGACUUGA